UUGUGUAACGCGAUCGUGUGAUACCGUGGAUCCAGGAUCCAGGAUGGACCUCCGGGACGAAGCCCUCCUCCUCCUCCUCCUCCCCGGCGCGGGGGAGGAGGAAGGAGGGGGGAGGGCCCCGUGGCCGCCCCCCGCCCCCCUCAAAGUUCCGAGUCGGGGGCUGGAGCGUCUCCGGCCCGCUUGGCUCGGUCGGCGGCAGACAUGCAUCCCCUGGGCAGGUCGUGGCUGCUCCUCGGCGCCUUGGUCCUCUUCUACGUCGUCUACCUCCUGUUCGGCGGCCUGGUCUUCUCCAGCCUCGAGCGGCCCGUGGAGGAGCGGCUCCGCCGUCACGCGGACGCCCUCAAGCGGGGCUUCCUGGUCAACCAGAGCUGCGUGUCGGCCGCCGCCCUGGAGCUCUUCGUGGGCCAGGUGCUGGCCGCCAACCGGUACGGCGUGGCGGCCCUCCGGAACGCCUCCGCCGACCCGUCCAACUGGGACCUGACCUCGGCCAUGUUCUUCGCCAACACGCUGGUCACCACCGUGGGUUACGGUCAUACGACGCCGCUGUCGGACGCGGGCAAGGCCUUCUCCAUCGUGUACGCGCUGCUGGGCGUGCCCUUCACCAUGCUGGUCCUGACGGCGUGCGUGCAGCGGCUGAUGUACCCGCUGGUGGCGGCGCCCCUGGGCCGGCUGCAGCGCGCCGGCCUGGAGGCCCGCCCGGCGGCCGGCGUGCACUUCCUGGCGCUGCUGGCGCUGGUGCUGCUGUGUCUGUUCGCGGCUCCGGCGGCCGUGUUCAGCGCGGCGGAGGACGGCUGGUCCUUCCUGGACGGCUUCUACUUCUGCUUCGUCUCGCUGUGCACCAUCGGCCUGGGAGACUUUGUGCCCGCCGCCCGGCCUCAGCAGAAGUUCAGAGAGGUCUACCAGGUCGCCGUCAUGGCGUACCUGUUCGCGGGCCUGAUGAUGAUGUACCUGCUCCUGCGUACCUUCCACAAGAUGGCCGACCUGCACGGCCUGACCGCCUUCCUGCAGCUGCCGCGCUGCGAGGAGUCCGAGCCGGACGAGGACCGCGAGCCCAUCGUGGAGAACGGGCACGGCGCCGCCCGCAAGCGGCCCUCGUACGCCGCGAUCGGCGAGCGGUGACACGGGAACGCACGCUCUCACUAGGAACUUUAUAUAAAAAAAAAAAAAAAAAACACAAACGCACGACUGAGUGGGAAAUGGACUUUUUGGGGAAGGAUUUGAGGUUUACAGUUUUUGGGUUGAACUUCCAGAGGAAGCCUCAGGAAUGCUAAAGUGUUUUUCAUGUUUUGUUUCCGGCACAGCUCACUGCUCCUCCUCCUGUGCUUUGAAUUAUUGACAUCGAGAAAAAUGGUAACGUUUUCUCGAUGGUGAUUUCGGGCCAAAUAUUUCCCAUAGCAACACUUGAGAUGCACUUUAAUGCUCACAUUUUAACGAAGAUGCUGCGCAAGAACUUCUUGUAUUGGACGGAAUGCAGAUUGUUUGUUCAAGUAAUAAAGAUGUUGAAUUAAAUGUU
This is a messenger RNA of Phyllopteryx taeniolatus (common seadragon), 1513 nucleotides long. RefSeq names its product potassium channel, subfamily K, member 6 (gene kcnk6). Bases 202 to 1119 code for a protein of 305 amino acids. The record is from RefSeq and is a predicted model, not a curated record. Gene Ontology annotation, biological process: stabilization of membrane potential; potassium ion transmembrane transport. Gene Ontology annotation, molecular function: potassium ion leak channel activity. NCBI's taxonomy places the organism in Eukaryota, Metazoa, Chordata, Actinopteri, Syngnathiformes, Syngnathidae. Gene Ontology annotation, cellular component: membrane. The transcript is spliced from 3 exons.